Messenger RNA from Didymodactylos carnosus, 2006 nucleotides. Lineage: Eukaryota; Metazoa; Rotifera; Eurotatoria; Philodinida; Philodinidae. The record is from the annotation of a GenBank genome assembly.
ACAUACAAACAAAACAGAUCUUAUCGAAAUUUUAUUAUUAUAAUAUUAGUUGAAGUAUGAUCAAAUAGCAUAGAAAAAUAGAGCAUUCUUUCCUGUAUCACUACAUCAAAAACGAAAAUUUCCUUGAGCUUACUAUAAGGAAAUAAGAUAGUGACGACACUACUUUUGAAUUGCCCUAAGUAUAUCGUUGAAAACCUUUUGUAACUAGUCCUAUCCAAAAAAUAUAAAUAACUUUUAAAGCACACGUGCAGGUCUAUCUACAACUAUGUUUCUCUAUUCUUAUCUUUGCCUGUUAUGUAUAAGAUUUUUUAUUAUCAGCUUACAUAUCUAUUUUUAGUUUCUGUAUUUUCACUUAAAACAAAUAUUUUUGUCUGCUUGAAUUUGUUUGAGUGAGAAUUAAAGGGUAAAAAGUACAUUCCAAUAUGGCUACAAAUUUCUGAAAUAAAAGAAAUGUUUUCGUCUUGGGUUUAAUGGUUCUCAUAACCAGAAUGACACAUAUUCUGGAAUAGCUACAUUUUUCUAUUAGUACUUAUUAUCAUAUUAUGCGUAUUCUUUUUCUCAAGAUCAAUAUUCAAUUGUCUAAACCAAUUUUAAUAAAUGAUAUAUUAUGUCUUCUAGUCUUUUACAGAUAAAUCUAGAAGAAGUGGCAUGAUUCAGAUUGUAGUACUUGAACAACUGAGUCGAACAAAACUCAUUUCAUUUGUUUCCGUAUUAUUAAUUGUUCAAGUUGUAUAUUUUCUACUCGGAGGUCUGAUAGGUUCGUAAGUUUUUUCGAAUUUUGAUUGUCAGAUAAUUCGGAUGUUAAUUCUUUAGCUUCAAAACCGAGUCACGCUGACAAUCGUCCUUUUUCUGUAUGUCGUUCACUUGAAAACAAGAAAAUUGAAUGGAUUUAUAAUUCACCGAAAAUGGAGAAAAAUUGUGAAUCUACCAAACUGGAAUUUGGUAGUGAAUCGAGAACAUGGAAUGAUUUUGUAUUUGUCAUGCAACUUCCACGUGUCUCACGUUGGUUUCAAACUUUAAAUUCAUUCUUAGUACCCACGAUUGAAUUCGAUCCACGUAUUAAUUUUAGUUUAACUGCUUCAUUAACAUAUGAUGUCCGUUUGGCAUACAGAACUGAUGAAAAUGAUUACAACGAUAAACCAUCAAAAUGGAAACUGCAUGCAAUGUCCAGAGAGACUCGUCGUUUGGAUUGCAAACCGAUUUAUCAUGGACUGCAUAGUGAUCCUGUGUACACUUGCGAAUCUUUAGCAUUUCUUGAACUUACUGCUCUAAAACAUCCCUAUUAUUUGAUAAAUCUGCAAAUUGUGCACGACAAAGAUCAUUCACAAAAUAUUGGAAAAUUAACAUCAUUGGAGUUUGUUGAUAGAAGCGGUUGCAGCUACCUUGCAUCUUACAUAAAAUAUGUUGGCUUACUUUGGUUUUCAUCAUUUGUUUUACUACUUUUUGAAUUAUGUCAACGAGGCUUUCAGUUAUCAAAUCCAUUUCAUUCAAUAUGGUCAAGUAAAGCUGGAAAAAAUGCUGCGAUGACAUUUUUGAUCUUGGCCGCCUUAUCUGGCAUUGUUUAUAUAAUAUGUUUAACAACAUUAUUUACUCGUGUUUUUUGGAAUAUUCGUUCGAAACAUUCAGAACUGCAUGCAAUGAGUAGAGUCAGACGACUUCUUUAUCAAGGAACUUUAUUUCGUUUUGGUUCCUUAUUAAUUGCAACAGUUGUUUGCGCUAUUUUAACAGUUGUCUGGUUUUGUCUAAGUCAAUUUUAUGAAACACAUUGGGUAUGGGAAUAUGAAAAUAAACCACCAAAGAUUCAUUACUCUGGCGCAUUCAUUACAGGUGUCUAUGGAAUGUGGAACUUGUAUGUGUUCGCUGUACUUCUAUUAUUUUCUCCAUCGUCCACAAAUAUGGUAGAAGAUUUGGUCGAACUGAAUCCAACUGGCAAUGUUACUGAAUUAUGUGACGCAACUAAUCCAUAUACGUCUUAUCAGAUCAUUCGUAAAACGGCUAUAGAAUGA